Messenger RNA from Meriones unguiculatus (Mongolian gerbil), 1414 nucleotides. It is a transcript of the gene Elp5, whose product is annotated as elongator acetyltransferase complex subunit 5. The transcript has 8 exons. The record is from RefSeq and is a predicted model, not a curated record. Lineage: Eukaryota; Metazoa; Chordata; Mammalia; Rodentia; Muridae. Gene Ontology annotation, molecular function: tRNA binding. Gene Ontology annotation, cellular component: cytosol; nucleus; elongator holoenzyme complex. The coding region runs from base 293 to 1195 and encodes 300 amino acids. Gene Ontology annotation, biological process: tRNA wobble uridine modification.
ACCCGGGGCCGGCCCCUCUCGGGGAGUGGAGCUCGCGCGACCCUCGUCCCCUGCCCACGCGCAACUGCUGCAACGGCCUUCCUCGGCCCGGCCGUGCAGGGUGCGGAUGUAGGCUCCACGGCUGCGGGCCGACGCUCGGGAGCGGCCACUCCGAGCGAGCCCGCCUGGGAGCGCCGGACCUGGGGAAAUAAAAGCCGGGCCCUCGGUCGGGACUCCGCGGGCCCCGGAGCCGGGCGCGCGCGGGAGCGCCCCGCCCCCUCGCCCGUGACGCCAUCAGGAGGCGACGGCAGCGAUGCUGGAGGCGCUGCUGGCUGGCGGCGGCCUGGCGCUCCUCCGAGACUCCGUGGAGUGGGAGGGCCGCAGUCUCCUGAAAGCUCUUGUCAAGAAAGCUGCGCUCGGUGGGGACCGAGUCCACGUUCUUGGCUGUGAAGUGAGUGAGGAAGAGUUCCGCGAGGGUUUGGGUUCCGAUGCCAACAGCCGCCUGCUUUACCAUGACCUCUUCAGAGAUCCUCUUAACUGGUCAGAACCUGGGGACGUUGUCUCUGAAGGACCACUGGGAGCCUUGAGAGCCUUGUGCAGAAGGACGGACCCUGGCCCUGUCACGGUUGCUCUUGAUUCUCUCAGCUGGUUGCUGUUUCACAUUCCCUGUGUUACCCUCUGCCAAACUCUACAUGCUCUGAGCCAGCGAAGUGUCCGCCCAGGUGAUAACGCCCUGGUGGAGCGGGUACGUGUCCUGGGCCUGCUGCAUGGAGAGCUCCAUGGGCCUGGCCCCCUGGGGGCACUGAGCACCCUCGCUCACACAGAGGUGACUCUGAGUGGUAAAGCAGGCCGGACUUCUGCCUCCAUCCUCUACCGAAGGCCUCAGCAGCGUGCAACUUACCAGUCAUGGUGGUUCUCCAUUCUUCCUGACUUCAGCCUGGAUCUCCACGAGAGCCUUCCCCUCCAUUCUGAGCUACGCCCAGAUCCUCACACAACCCAGGUGGAUCCCAGGACUCAUUUGACCUUUAACCUUCGCUUAUCAAAGAAAGAAAGAGAAGCCAGAGACAGCCUCACUCUGCCUUUCCAGUUCAGCUCUGAAAAACAGCAAGCUCUGCUGCACCCUGUGCCGGGCCGGACAUCUGGCCACAUCUUCUAUGAGCUGGAUGCUUUUGAUGAUGUGGACCAGGAAGACCCAGAUGAUGACCUAGACAUCUGACAAAUGGGAGGGGAGGCUGAGGCUCGGAACUGGCCUGCCGUCUGCGCUCUGCUGCGUCCCCACCCUGCCUUCGCUGCUCUGUCUGUGGAGGCCCUGUGUGUGAGCCAGGGAGCAGCAUGCAGUGAGGGCAGAAGUGUGGUGAGCUGUGCUGUGGAGCAAGAUGAGGAGUCCUUCCCGGCCCGUUUUUAAUAAAAUGUAAUGUGUGUGUUAACUGAAAAA